Molecule: messenger RNA, 3756 nt
Organism: Scatophagus argus
Lineage: Eukaryota; Metazoa; Chordata; Actinopteri; Scatophagidae
Gene: meox1
Product: mesenchyme homeobox 1
Exons: 4
Coding region: 2287-3084 (265 amino acids)
Biological process (GO): positive regulation of transcription by RNA polymerase II
Cellular component (GO): nucleus
Molecular function (GO): RNA polymerase II cis-regulatory region sequence-specific DNA binding; DNA-binding transcription factor activity, RNA polymerase II-specific
Source: RefSeq, a predicted model, not a curated record
GUGAUGAGCGUUUGGUUGUUCCCAGCUGGCUGUGUUGUGUUUGUGGUUGUCCUGUAGCUUACCAACUGCAGGAAGUCACUACCCAGAGACCCCCAGCUUAAUUAUUCUGUUCUACUUUCCGGUUUGAUGAGGCCUUUAUUUUAUAUAACAUCCAAAACCUGAUUGAGACUUUUACAUAUCUGUGAGACACACACACACACACACACACUCUCACUGAUGUAUAUUUUCACAGCAGACACACACUCUAAUUCAUACUGACACACAGAUGGCCCCUGGUCUGACCACAAAUGUAGUGUAACCUCUGCUCCCUGCGGUGCGACCAGGGCUCAGACUGCCAGUAAAAGCGAGGGAUGCUUCAUGGCUUAACAAUUCGCUUGGUAAAUGGAAAGGGUUUGGUGUGUGACCUCAAACACUCUCUUUUUCUGCCUCUCUGUUGGACUUUUUUUCCUCUCGUUCUGUCCACUCCUGGUCUUGUUGGUUUUCACUUAAUCUGAUUUUUCUCUUGGCCUCCUUUUACGUCUUGUGUUUCUUUUUUUUUCAUUUGUCUUUUUGGUAGUGGAUGUCUCAGUCAGUUUUGUUUAUUUCUUUAAGCCUCUUCUUUUUUGUCCACUCUUUGUCUUGAACCGUUUUAUGGUAACUGAAUGCAACACAUACAAAAGAGGGUCGGAACAAAUUACAGAUACAGGGUCAUUUUAUUUUACUUUCUAGCCUGUUUCUGUCUUUCUUUCUGGCUGGGAAAAAGUCACCGGCAGAGGUAUAAGACAAGUUCUCCCUUUCAGUUCCCCUUUAUUUGUUUAUUUUUCAAAUCUCAUAUUUUCUGUUUUCUUUCUUCUCCAAAUCUCUAAGUCUUCUGUCCUUCUGAAUGCCAUCACUGGAGGUGUGAUCCACCUUCCCCUCCAGUCUGAGAGGUCAGGAGCAAAGUGAGGACACACGAGGAAGGCAAACCUCAGCUCACAAAUAUGAGCAGUAUGAAGGACACUGCAUUUCUGUAAAGUGUGGUUCAGUGGGUUUACUGGGUAACGGAUACGCUCAAACUGAGUCCAGGUUUUGGUUUAGCCAAAAUGUUUUAAUGUUACUAGAGACAUUACUUCAUAGUGAAGUGGCUUCUCUCGUGAGCAGCCUGCAGAGAUUAAAGAUUAGUGAUUAGAAAAUUGAAUAAGUACAACUCUGCUGAUCCAAAUGUGGUUCAUCCACAUGUGGCUUCUGUCACCCACAGUUGCUACUGCUUUCUUAGUGUCUCAGCAAGGAGGACAACACACAUAUAUAAAAACAUUAUAGUGCAGUCCCUCAGCCACAGCGCUUGCUAGGAGAAAGUAUUAGCUUGUGUUCUUGAGGUAUGGCUCUGAAAUUUCAUCUUGUGUUUCUCCAAAGUGAGAAAACCUCAAGAGGUGCGAGAUCCUGCACGGCCAAUAUCAAAUCCAGUCCUCCUAUCACCUCAAAAACAAUAACCAGGUGGAUUUGGGUGUGUAGCAUAAAUGUGCAUGCACACACACAGAGUCAUAAAAAAAGAGAAAGAGGACUUUUCAGAUUGGAGAGGACAGGCAGGGAUCAGGGUUGCAGAGGGAAGUGGUUAGGAGUAACGUUCCUCUAAAGGGUGCCACAAAAGGAACUAAAUUGGGUGUCAGAAAGCACUAAGGAGCUGAAAUAAGCCGGGGUCCCCAGCUCUCAUGCGAGUGGGUGCUCGCUUUAUAUUUUACGGACAAUGUCCCUUUAAAAAGUCCCACGUCUGGAAAGCCCAUUAGAUGUGCAUAUAAAAUUUCCCCUGUGAUUAAUAGUUGAUGAGGCAGGGUUGGUUGGAGGGUACUACCAACAUGUGGCCGGCAGGGCUCCUCCUCUGCAAUCUCACGUUACACUCCAUAAACUUGCCACUCUUUCCCACCUAUACGUUUAAAAAGGAGGAGGGCUCACUUGUCAAGAAUGCCUUAGAAGAGUUGUGAAAACAGCCAGCCCGAGAAGGGGAGUCAUGCAGUUGCGGAUGCAGCUCUCCCGCCGAGCCACAAGCCAGUCAGAUCAGUCAGGCAGAGGGGAAAGUGUGUGAGAGUGUGUCAGGACCGGAGGCUCCAGAGGACGUCACACACACUCCCAGAGAGAGAGGGAAACACGCUGCCACAGGAAGGCGUCUAUCCUCACGCGUUCUGGGCUGUGGAAGAGUCAACAGCCUCUGACAGAAGGUUCCAGUCUUAACUGACUUUCUGAGAGAGCGGGGAGGGGGGUUUAACUCCUCUGCAAGGGACAGACUCGUGAUAAGACGCUAAUCAAGAUCGUGUGAGGCGUUAUUUCAUCACCAUGGAUCAGCCGGCCAGCAGCUGCAUGCGGAGCGCCCACCCCAGCAGCCCGAUCUGGGGCUGCAUGAGAAACCCUCACUCAGGGGUCUCUGGAGCCAACCUGCAGUCGCCCUACCAGCAGGCCCCUUUCUCCCUCCACCAGAAGCCCGAGUUCCUGGCCUACACAGACUUCACCAGCUCCUGCCUGGUGCCGAGUGCGCCCCACACAGCCUACCCCCGCGAUGACAGACUGUACCAAGAGAGCCAGGGGGGUUACCAGAGAGCCGACUGGCAGUUCAACCCCUGCGAGACGCGGGUGAGAGUGCCCGACGCCUGCCCGCCCGUCGUCGCCCCCGUAGCAGUUGGCGCCGCUGGAGGUGGAGGGCCUGAGCUGGACAGUGUAGGGGGAGACAGGCUGCCAGGGGUCGUGCCGGGCUGCCUGGACGGAGAGUACUCGCCACAGAGCGUGGCGUCCGCCGACUCGGACAAGAAGAGCUCCAGUAAGAGGAAGAGAGAUGUCACAGACAUCCAGGAGUCCAGUUUUAAGGUGGACUCCAGCUGCAAGGCCCGCAAAGAGCGCACGGCGUUCACCAAGGAGCAGCUGAGGGAGCUGGAAGCCGAGUUCACCCACCACAACUACCUGACCAGGCUCCGCCGCUACGAGAUCGCCGUCAACCUGGACCUCACAGAGCGACAGGUCAAAGUGUGGUUUCAGAACAGGAGGAUGAAGUGGAAGAGGGUGAAGGGAGGACAGUCGUCUUCGCCCAACGACCUGGAAAACGACGACAUGGACUCCGCCGCCUCGCCCAGCUCCGAGUGAACAAAGGAGGGUCGACUCUGUGAAACAGGAGAUGCAGAAAACCCCGGAGAGGCUGAGCUGAGGCGGACGUCGGUGCAGCACAAUGCAGCCGUCACUCAUUUCUUUGGAAAGCUGCCGGGAAUCAAACUCACUUUGACUCCCUGGAAGAAAUCACUGAGCGUCUCCUUUGCUGUUGUAAAUAGUCGAUUUGUGUCCGUAAUGAACUGCGUUUUGAUCCACUUUUGAUUGAUACUCUGUUCGAGAGGCCUCCCCUUGUUGCAUUGUCUGUGUUUGAACAUGAUCAGUGACGUUGUCGAUCGGUGGCAGCAGCUGUAAGGCCGCUGACGACACAUGAGCCCGUGAUGUGAUUGUGUUCGAGUGCAUCCAGUUCCUCCGGUUCCAGUUUUGUAAUCAUGGCCUGUGACGCUUCACUACAACCACCUGGGAAAACUCAGACUGCACGAGUGUUGCCAAGCCGUAAGUGCCUCCGAAUCAGACGAUUUUGUUUCUUUCAUUUGUCAGUUGUUUUAUUUUAUUAUUAUUAUUUUUUUUUGUCCUAGAAUGCUGUUUUAUUUUCUGUCAAGCCUUUUUUUUUUACUCUUCUUUUUUAUACAUGUUGAAUGUUAUUGAUAAAACACAGAUGUUGUCUGUUUCUGCAAAUAGAAUAAAUCAUCUGCUGCAAAAUGGGGAAAA